GUACCGCGCGUUCCCUCGGAGCGCUAACACGUCGGCCUCAUGGCCUGCUCUGUUGUGCAGUGUUCAUUUUAUCGCCCGAAAAUGGGAACUAUCAAUGAAACGGGGUUUGUCAGUUAGCGACACUAAUGUGUUUCUUGGUCGAUGCGUGUCGGAUUUCUCUCUCCUGGGUUAUCGGAGCGACUGAGCUUCUUUGCCCGUGACUUAUAUCAGUUUCAUGUAAGAACGUGACACGUGAAAAUAGUUUCUUACUGUGAGGUGUACCACUUACCCUUUUGUUUAAUAGGAUGCAUUCAGUAGACGUUGUUCAUUCAAAUGCGCUAUGUACAAAUUUCACCGGUCACUGCCGUUGGUGUUGAACUCACAUAGACUUCGUCGGUUGAAAGCUGAGGUGUGAAUUGGUGUCUUUGAAGAUUAUUUUCACGUCGACGUUUGCUUCUGAGACAAGAAAUCGCUGUCCCCUUUGCCGUUGUGCGUGUCAGUUCGUUCUUGGACCCAGGCGACGCAAGACAGCAGCAGAGUCUGUGACACGCCGUGGACAAAGCAGGACUCUCAACCAAAUUCCAGAUAAACAUUCCAUAAGUGCUUGAAGAUUAAGUCUCACGAUGAAGGAACGUAAGUGGUGGAACAGCGUCCCCCGCGUCCCUGUUGUAUGGUGGCGUUCGUCUUGUGUUCCUUCGAGCCAGGAGACUAACGAGCAGGCUGUCCAACCUCCGGAAAGUCCAAACAUCUUAGAGGAACCGGUCCCCGAGGAAGCCAGCAAAGCCGAGACGUUGCCCGACGACGCUUUGAGCGUCGAUAAGACGAACGGAGAUACUCGGCGCUGCGACGAUGUUCCGUUGGGUUACAGCGGGAGGCAUAGCCUGGAGUCGUCAGCUCGCGUCACCGGUAACAAUCCCAGGAAUUCUAUACCGCGGGCGAUGUCAACCCCGCCUCGGAGGAGAAAGGAAUUCGUCAUGGAAGGGAUUCCGGACAUCAGCUUUUCGUUCUUCACCGAUCAAACGAUCCCUGUGACGUCGGCGAGUGGGACGUGUCUGCACGCCUCGGGGAAAUCUUCUGCACAGUCUGAAGCGGACACCGUUUCGACGGUAAGUGAUGCCGUGACCAUCGUCGUUGGGGAGGACGUGAAGACUCCCAGCCCGGAAGGAGACUACGAGGUCCUGAGGAGAGUGAUACCCAUCAAUUCUACACCAGUGGACGCCAUUCAUUGCUCUUCGAUGGUCGCAAUGUUGAGCCAGGAAUCCAGGAAGAAAUCUCCCAACAUCUCCUGCAUAAACGUAGUGUCCAUCAACACUUCGGCUCACCAGGAGAAUACGUACGCGUCUCCCAGGAACUCGUCCACCGGAACUGAAGUUUCUGAUUCGUCGAGCCUGCCUCCCGAUCCUUCCUGUCCUGACUCCACUGCACCUUCUUUCCAGGACUCGUCGACAGCGAACCCUUCCUCAGAUGCACAUUCUCGUGACUGUGCCACCCCGCCUUGUCAAGACACUUCCGCUCCGUCCACCAUCGUAAAUCCUUCCACGAUCACGAUAACCCUUCCAGUACAAGUGGCAGAUCAUUCUGGGGCCGGGUGCCAGGACUGGGAGACGAUCACGGACUACAGCGAUUACUAUGAGUUGGCGUCAGUGGGCCCACAGCGGCGCCAGGCGAACGGCGACUACGAGGAUGUACAACAGCGGGAUUACUGCGACCCCCGGAGGCGACGUGCCGGCUUAAUGCGGGACCGUCGCAGGGGGAUGGGGGUCGUUCGAACCCGUAUUCGGCGCGCCUGGAGGGCGGUUCGCGGUUGGUUGGGCGAAGAGAGAGUACGGAUAGGGGAUGCGAUUCAGAGGCACGCCCACGCACAGGCUGUGAGGAAGGAUGAGGAAGAAGACGACGACUCGAGGGUUGUAGUGAUGAGGAGCCCCGAGGACACCAAGCCACCCUCGCGGGCAGGACUUCGACGGAGCAGGCACUUCAUUGAGGGGCAGAACGGGUUUGAAGAGCUACGUCGUUACAUUAAGCAGGGCGGAGAUUUCUGUAAGGACCUCAGCUCCAUUCUGCAGGAAAGAUCAGAGGCAGAGUCCCAGUACGCCAAGAGCCUGAGCAAACUGUCCGGAAAGCUGUUGAAGGCCUCCAAGGACUCGGUGGGAACCGUGAACCAGGCUUGGCAGCGCGCAGGCGCGCAGAUGGAGGUACAGAGUGAGAUUCACAGGGCAUUUGCGUCGGCGCUGAGCGAGGAGGUGGUGAAACCAUUGCGGCAAUUGGUGGAAGCUCAGCACCGGAUCCGGAAGUCAGUCGAGUCGGCCGUGGACAAGACAGGAAAGAGUCUGAGUGAAUGGCGGUCAGCAGAGAGUAAAAGCAAGAAACAGAGCUUCCUGUGUUCACGGGAGAACGAGAAGUUGCAGGAUGCCAUGUUGGAUGUGAGGUUAGGGCGUGCCUCAUCCACGACACACCUCCAUCUAGUCGGGACAGGAGGGCAGCAGCAAGGUGCAAAGGACAAGGAGACCACCAAGCUGGAGUCGAAACGUCGGAAAGCAGAGGAGGCCGUGAAGAAGGCGGACGUGGAGUACUACACGUUCAGCAUGAGGGCGGAACGAGCGAGGUUGGAGUGGGAGACGGCCGUGAUCCGCGGCAGUCACUGCUUUCAGGCACUGGAGGAACAGCGCCUGCAGCAACUGAAAGACCUGGCAUUCUGUUACCUCAAUCACGUUCAGGAAAUGGGACCAAAAGUUGUUCAGAGUGUGGAGCGACUGCGGGAACCAAUAGAGUGUUGCGAUGUGGCACGUGACAUCCAGACAGUUGUGUCCAUCAAAGGCACAGGUCAGCCCAUUCCUGAGCAGCUCCUGCCUGAUUUCUAUGCGGAACACAUUACUCUCGCCAUGAACAGGGACCGCAGACGGCAGGCACUGGUGAAGUUACUGCAGUUGAUACGACAAGACUUGGACCGAGAGCGACGAGGCAAGCAGGGCGUCGAGAACUUGGCACGUGCCCUCCAGCAGACACCUACGUUUGGUGCCGAAGACUCACAGCAGAACGUCACAGAAAAAUUGCAUCAUAUGCGGUCGAUGCUUACUUACCUGGAGGCAAUGAGAUACAAGGUGCAGAGUGCUCUAGCAGAGCUGGAUGGGCGGGCGAGGGGCGGACAUCCACUGGCUUCCCACAUACAAGUGACACGGGACAGACAGGGUCUUCAGCAGAGCGUGCUCAAGGUCCCUCCGUGGGUGAGGGAGGAAUCGUUGGACAGGUUAGCUGGAGACUCCCCUGACUGGACAGACAGAGGCACAGCCGAUGGGAACUCAGUGCAGCCAGACAGUGACUUCGAACGCCUGUGUGCAGACGAGUUCUCCAGUCAGGGCAGCGAGAAGGAUUAUCAGAGCAGUGUGCUGACUCAAUGUCCAGUCAUCUCAGAGUGUGCCAGCGCACCAGCAGCGGAUGCUGUGCCGAGCAUCGGACGGUGCCAGGCCCUCUACGAGUAUACGGCCAAUUUA
Messenger RNA from Zootermopsis nevadensis, 3467 nucleotides. RefSeq names its product Nostrin (gene Nost). Gene Ontology annotation, cellular component: plasma membrane; cytoplasm. Gene Ontology annotation, molecular function: protein binding. NCBI's taxonomy places the organism in Eukaryota, Metazoa, Arthropoda, Insecta, Blattodea, Termopsidae. The record is from RefSeq and is a predicted model, not a curated record.